GCACGAGUAGGUGGCGGCUGAUAGAGGAGAGACCCAUCUGUGACGGCUGGCGACAACGCCUUUCUGUGCGUAGCUCCACCGGUAGCAGUGUGCUUUUUGUCCUUGGUGCGUCUAUUGCGAUACUACGCUAGGUUGUUAGGAACGUGCGGUCGGCGCGGUGCAAGUGCGGUGCGGUGCGGCGCUGCGCUGUAUGUUCGCGUUUGUUCGAUUCGCUGCUGUGGUCUGGUGAGGUUGGGUGUUCUUUGCGUUCGCGCUAGGGGUCGGACUCAGGCCGGAGAAAGGCAGAUGGAACUUUUUUGGCGCAGCCUCUGGCUCAAGUUCGGUGGCCGAAUCGCGCUUCUAGCGGAAUGAAGGAGGAGGUCGUAGGAGGGAGAGGUAGAAGAAAACGGGAAACAGUGAAGCGACUCUGUUUGGACAACUGAAUGGCCCUUAGUCGAUAUCUCUAUAUUAAAGAAGACCUCUGGGAAAGCAGGCUUCAGAUGAGAGCGAAGCUUAACAACAGUAUCGUCUGCAACAUAUCGACGGCCAGGUCGAAUUCGUCGUCAUACCCAUUGAGAGCGAAGUCUCUAAUCGAAUCUCUUCUCGGAUUUGAAACCUAGCUCUAAGCUGAACUAUCUCGCUGGCGAAUUGUGGGAGACAUUCGCGAAGUUGUUUGCAUUAGUGGGGUUCUCGACGACGAAGGCGGCAUAUGUGUAAUGGCAAGUUCACACUCGGAGUUCUUCACAUGAGUCUGGGUGUAAGUGCAGUCAAGAUGUGUCCAGCAAGAUGUCCAGGUAUGAGUCUGCUCCAAUAGAUUAUUGCGGCACGAACGAGGAAUGGGAGACAAAGAAAACACUUGGCACCGAGGCGGCUGCUCAAUGAAUUAGUGAUGGUCGUUCCAAGGAGAGGGGGCAGAACAUCACAGCAAAGGCUUCGCUGUUUAUAUGUUUAACUUCUCAUUUGUCGUCUGGCGAGGAAUCAACGGCACGAUUUUGGCGAGACGACUAGAGUUUGGUCAGCAACAACAUUGAGCGGGACGGUUGGUUCGGAGACUAUGAAGCCGGGCGUCGUCGGCAGUGGUCGCUUCGGCGCCGGCCUCAAUCCAUUGCCAGGGAACAAAUAUUACCAGUCAGCAGGGACUGGUGAUGCGGGUUUAUCGUCCCAGCUUGGAAUGAAUGGUCUAUCUUAUUCAGAAGCUUAUGCAGAAAAUCUACAGAAAAUCCAAGCGGAGAACAGGCGCAUGCAGUUGGAGGCUCUGAGUCGUCUUCAAGCCGAGAGAGAGAGUUUGGCGGCGAGGUAUCCUUUGGAUGCGACGUUAGGAGGGCUAGGAGGUGGACGCUACUCUGCGGCAGAGGUCGCUGCGCUUGCUCGCUAUCAGGGAGCCGAUGGAUUGUCUCGUCUGCAUUCGGCCGACGGCUUAGGGCGCCUAUCGUCCGAAACCCUAGCCCGAUAUUCGGCGGCGGCGGGCGAUUCUCUUUCUUCUCGGCUAUCUGCUGAAGCUCGUCUCUCAGAGUUCUCUCGACUUCAAGCAGCAGAAGCCUUGAAUCGCAUCCCCGCCGACGGUCUCGGUCGGAGGCUGUCCUCAGAGGGACUUGGCGGCCGCCUGCCUCCUUCUCUUAACGGUUCUGUUCCUGGAAGUGGUCUUGGGGGGUACCUGGGAGCGCAGGAGGAUGCCGCCGCGGCUUAUGGAGCCUCUUUCUCGCUGGCGGAAAGACGGGCCGCUGCUGCGGGUGAUCUACCGGGCUCACAGUUCUUGAACUCCAAGGCUGGGCUGCUCGAUGCGCACAAAGCUGCAGUGACUGGCGGAUACCCUGGGGCUGGGGGAGUUUCAGGAGGGUUAUCGUCAAUGGGCGGACUGCUAGGGGGACGGCCUCAAGUGAUGGGCUAUGGAGGCGGCGGGUAUCCGACGCUCGAGGCGGCGAAAGCCGCAAUGGGGGCGGAGAUGAAUCUUGGGGGCGCAGGGUCAGCAGCCGCUCUUGCCCGUCGGGGUAUGGCGGCUGCAAUGGGCCCCCCACCUUUCCCCGGAACUGCAGGCCCAAACUCUGGCGCGCUAGCGCGGUCUGGCCCGCCCAAAACGGAGAGCGUGAAUCGGGACCCCAAUUCCUUGCCGGGGAUGAUUUUUGGCUGCAACAACCGGACAAAGGAGGAAUGCUUCCGUAGAGCCCUAUUCGGGCUUCCGGCGUCCAACGUGGCAACCGUGGAGAAGAUAGCCCCGGGAACUAAGCUCUUCCUUUUCAACUUCGGUACCAAGGAGCUUUACGGCAUCUUCGAGGCCACUUGUAGGGGUGCAAUGAACAUCGAACCGGAUGCCUUUGCGACUUCAGGAUUCUUCCCUGCUCAGGUCCGGGCCAGACUAGUGGAGGCUUGCGUGGCCCUUCACGAGAGCGAGUUUAAGCCUGCCAUCCAGGAGAACUACUUCUCUGACAAGAAAUUUAAUUACAUCCUCAAUGAAAAGCAGGUGGAAAAGUUAAUUGAGCUGUUCCGCACGGCGAAAGAGAAGGGAGGUGCUGGAGCGCUCCCAGGUUCAAAUAGUAGGGCUGCUAAGCGAUCAGCAGCAGAAUCGAUAGCAGGUGACUCGAAGAAGCCUAUCCAAGCACGGCUGGGAGGCAGAGUGAAGGAGGGGAAUGGUGUAAAGGGUGGCAUUGACGGGCUGAAGGCUGGAGUAGACAAAAGCAAGGAGGCUGGGAGUGGAGAGAGCAAGGAGCAACAAGCAGAGGAAAGUAAUGCAGGUGGGACCUCUGCUCAACAGGAAGAAAAUAAUGAACUUGGGCCUAGGGGGAGGCGACGGGGAAGAAAGGGGUCUCGUCAUUCUAGAGAAUUAGCAUCAGCGGAAGAACCUGUGGGCGACGAGCCAACAUCGCCAGAUAUUCCGAGGGGAAGAUUCAGGAGGCUAACGGGUAAGAUGCAAAAUGGAAACCUGGUGGGGGGGUCUGCUGCUGCUGCUAGCAAAGGAGCAAGCAGUGCAGGGGAAGGAGCCAGAUCGAAAGAUCACCUGUCCGUGCAUGCUGGACCUGUAGCUACCCAGGCUGAUGCUGGGAAUUCUGUUGUGAAUCAGGAGGGUCGAAGAUCUGUUCUAUCGCGUCUGGGUGGUAGAGUGGGUUCUCCUGCCAAACCAGGUCAAGUCAGUUAUUCUAUUCAUUCUGACUCAACGAAUCCAAAAGGCACUGCAAAUGCAACUAACCUGGGUUCUAAGAAACCCGUUAACGGAGCUAUAAAGAAGCAUAGAGAUGUCGGUUCUGUUGUGGACGAUGACAGUUUUGCUGGCAUCGGUGUGAGUCUGGCAGAUGAUUUUUAUCUCGAUGGUGAUGACAUCGGCUCCGACCAUGAGGGGGUUGCGUAUUCUGUCCACUGCUCUCGAAAACUAUUGAGGGACAGGGGGCUGUCGAUUCAAAACGUACUCGGUCUGCAACAGGAGACGGAACCAGAGAAGCAAGGUCGUGAGUGCGGUGUCUGUCCUAGCGUCGAGGGGGAGGAGGCCCUUGCUCUCUGCGACCUGCCCCAGCGUGGUCAAAUGAACAAGGGUGAUAAAUCAGGGGAGUACGCGUGUCAAUGCGAUGAAGAAGUUAGGAGUGGUUCUUCUCUUAAGGUCUCACAUACUGAUGGCAAUACAGAGGGUCAUUCUGAUUUCCCAGUGGAUAAAGCAGAUGAUUUUGUAGCAGCAGGUGACAAUAGGAAGGAUGAUGGGAACGGUCUUGUUGUCAAGGUCGGGGGUGCUGCUGAUGGUUUUUCUGGUUUGCAAAGUAAUGUUGACUGUGUUCGUCUUGAUGUCAAGGUCGGGGAUGGAAAUUGUGACGUGGAUGUGCUGCAGGCUGCUGGAUCGCUUCCUGCUGGGGAUGAUUCAAUGCUGGAGGGUGGCUUGCCUGUGGUUGGGGGAUUGUUGCAUGGUGGGGGCUGCCAUUAUCAGAGUGGGGGGGUGUUAUCAGGGCAAGCUAACACUGAAGGUGUUGUCCCUUGGACCGCAUCACUUGGAGCUGAUAUUACUGCUGCUGCUGCUGCUGAUGUGGUGCAGAUAAAUGAUAGCCUUGACGAUAUGGGAACUGGUUGGAUCGACAGAAUGGUAGCAGGCGAUGUCUCUCACAAGGGUGCUAAAGAAAUGCCUGCUGUUCCCAGUUGCACUGAAACAGAGGAUGUCAUUUGUGUCACCGAGCCUUUGAAGGGCGCUGGACGCCCCUGCUGGUCGCCUCUCGAGGAAGAUGUGGGAACUCCAAGUCCUGCUGCCGGUGCUGAUGAUGACGUGCUGUCUCCAAAUGACGGAGGAGUCGUCGGGAAAGUCGCACGUACGGUGAUGAGCGCAGCAGGCUCGUGUGGUCGUAUUGGUUACCUGAGUGAAGUGGAAGGCCCUGGUCGUGGUUCCCCCGUGUCGAAGCUGCCGGAUAUGGAAUGUGCUGGUAGUGGUUCCCCCAAGUUGAAGCUGCCAUCAGGGCACCUGGAAGGGGAUGGGUGCAUGGGAACUAUGCCUUGUGAGCAGGGCAAGGGUGCAAGCGAUGGUGAUGCGGGUACUUGGGAGGAGGAAGCCAACGAUUGUGAGAGUGCGAAAUCUAGUGAGCAGGCUGGUGCUCGUACCCUUUUAGAGAAUAGGGUGCUAAAGCUCCCGGGUGCUGGUGUAAAGGAGAACGAGUUGGAGCCAAGCUUCGAGGAGGAGGAGAAAGAGUCAGGAAAGAAGGCAGCUGGCAGAGGAAAGGAGGGCGCUCAGAGCACCGACGAAGGGAAGACUGUUUCAAAACCGAUGUUGCCUAUCGAUGUCAUAGCACAGGGGACAGCGACUCCAGAAGCUGGUGAUGACAACAAUGAAGCAACCAACGGACAGAAAGAUGGGACCAGCAGCGUAAGCGGGAAAAGGGUUCAGGGAAGGGUUUCUCGAGGGGGUAGGGGCCGUGGAGACAUCUGGAAAAAUCCCAGUGGAUGGGUUGUUCGAGGUGGGCGCAUCUCAUCAGCAGGAAGGGGCAGAGGCAGAAUGCGGGGCCAAGGAUCUCUGUGAGUAGUGUGAAAUCGCGGAUAUGAUAGGAGUGAGAUACUCUUCAAGGUGUUUCCGAUCUCUCUCUCUCUCUCUCUCCCUCCCUCUCCCUCCCUCUCCCUCUCUCUCACACACACGCACGUGCGCACACAUGCGCGCUCGUGUGCAUGACAACUCUCGCAGCCCUCUCCUCUCAUUUAGUGACUGUCAUCAUGUGUGGCGUUCCAUCCCAAGUGAGACUUGUCACUCUGGAAGUAGAAAGGAAUAGGCCCUCGCUGCGCUCGCCAUUUCGUAUUGAGCUUCAUAAGAUGUGAUGUCCAGAGGUCACCUAUUUUUGUGUUUGUUAAGGUUGCAGGUACAGCAAAGCAUUAUGACAGUGACCAGGUGCUCUACACGAGCGAGGCUGAGACUGUGAUUUCUCGCUCUGGUGAAAUUCCGGAGUUCUUUUGUUGCCUUUUGUGUCUAAUCCCUUGUCCUUCCCCUCACAGUUGGUUUCAGAUCAUUAUGUGGUCAUAUCGACCGACUACUAUCUACUCCCCACUCCAAUUCCCGAACCGAAGGGUUACUGCGUAUCCUUCCGAUCUCAGGGAUUUAUCGGUUACCCAAGUUUUUGCACCCAAGUUUUUGCGCAUAUUUUCUCUGCCUGGUCAUGCCUUCGUUCUGGAGUCGUCAGAAUGAGAUCUUGUGGGGAGUGGGAGGAUGGUUGCUUACCCUGCAAGAGGGUGUUUGUGAGAUUACAGAAUGUAUUUUUGUCAACAGAGUUUAUACCACGAUGGACCUUAAAGACAUUUCCAAGGCGAUGGAUUUGCCCACCUGGGUGUGCUGUGGGUAGAAACCGCGUAUGGACUGGAUACGAAAAGAGUGCGUGUGGUGAUUGCAGUUAGCAUAAUGGGGGUAUGUAGGACAAGCACAAAAACCUAGGCUAAGAAGAAUUUGACUGAAUGAUGUGAUGUGGAUGUACAACAUUCGUCCAUAGGGGGGCCUCGCUCCACUGCGGAACAUUCUAAAUGUAUGUGGAGCUGGUAACGGAUCGGAUACGUUCAGAAUGUUGGAUCAGUCUGAAUGCAUCUGGUACAUUUCGCCGUUAGAUAUGUGUAGAAUGUUGAGUAGUGGAGCAAGGCCCUUAGUCAGCCUGUUAAAAUGUCGGCCAUAGGCUUUCUCCAAUCCCCUCAUCGUGUACCUUUUGUGCCUUUUAGAGUGUGUCAUGUGCUAUUGUCUCCGAGCGUUUCAGGAGUAUGAAAGGAUCGAGAACCCAUCUUGUAGGUGAGUGAUAUUUUAGUCCUACUGAGUUCUUUCGGUAGAUGACAGGAGAUUAUGGGAAUCCAGCGUUGGCGAGAAGUCUUUCAUCGAGGACAUGAGCGUUUUCCCUGGUUGAUGCGAGAGACAUAAAAUGCGCAGUUAGGAACUAGAGGGUCUGCAGCGGAAUCCUAGAUGCUACAUACUAGCAGGUACAUUAUGGCGUUAUUUUUGUCUCCUGUUCUGGCCUAAGCAUUCUAAUUCCAUGCCGUUCCCUUUUCUUUUUUUUUGUCCAAAGGAUGAUGACAUGACUGCCGCAGCCGAUAACUGCAUCUACAACAUGGCAGCUGUGGGAAUAUACUUGGAUUGUCCUUCAGGAUGUUCGUUCUAACUGGAACGACAGCAUGGCCCCUGCAAAAGAAUACGGUGUGGACAUCAGCAUGCACAUUACAGUUUGUCUAGAUGACGAUUGUCUGCAUGUCCAGGCCGUGCGUUGCUUAUAAAGGAGCGGUGUUUUCGAUAAGUUGUAGUGGUUUUGUGUUUGUUUUCUCUGCGGGGAGAGGGAAAGGGAUAUCUGCUUCUGUUGUUUGGAUACUUAAAUCAUUUAUUAACGGGUUUGGCACGAGUAAGUAUGUAGUAUGUAGCAGACUACAUAUUGUCGUAUAUGUACCUAUAACCUUGCUCAUACCUGGAGGACGAAAGAAGGGAGAAUAUUGGCGUGCAAGAAUAUUAAUAGAGUAAUCCUGAUGACUGGGGUCGACUUUGAGGCCUCCCUAGCAGUAACAGACCGGUAGGUUUUGUGGCGUUUGCCCCUAAAAAAUGCUGUGGAGGAAGCUUUGGAGCGGCUCUCUCGUUUGCAACUCGUUUGUUUUUCUUGAGAUGGUACCAUUGCCUGCUGGGCUGACCUGAGCAGAGAAUGAAAAAGGCCAGGCCAACACUAGAAAGGGCAGUCAGGGGUGAGAACCAUGUUCCAAAGAAAACAGCUCCCAAAUUUUGUGUGGCAGCUCCAGUCUGCGACAUGUGAAUUGCCUACAAGUUGAUCGUGAAGAAGGCAAAUGAUUUCUCACAUUGUCCUCCAGAUUGGAAGUCUAACCAUGCCUGUCUAGAUGUUCUCCUUUUGUCCUGGCAUGUUAGACAAUGGUAGUUUGGAUAGGCCGCUGCGUGCAUCAGCAUGUCUGUCAACCAUGCGGUUCGCUAGCUCGCUGUUGUUAUUCGUGCACGAAUGUUGCACAUCUGGACUUUUACCAAAAUG
Molecule: messenger RNA, 7421 nt
Organism: Chara braunii
Lineage: Eukaryota; Viridiplantae; Streptophyta; Charophyceae; Charales; Characeae
Source: the annotation of a GenBank genome assembly